ACCGCACCCGCCCGAGUGGGCUGGACUGAGAACCCCGGCGGGGAUGAAUGGGGGAGCUCCAGAUGGAAAGGGUAGGGGCCCCUCGGGAGUCAGAGUUGUCUGGCAGGGCGGUUGGGUGUGGGCCCUCACCUGGGUGGGGGAUUGGAACCUUGCGGUCUCGGGCCAGAACCUGUGGACAGUUAUGCAAGUUUAAGGUGCUGCCCCAGUGGGGUAGGUGGUCGUUGGAACGGCCAGGUGGGUGCGGAUUGGCGUCUUGAGUGUAUGGGGGAAAGGAUUGAGAGGUCCGACAAGGACAGGAAAAAUUGUAGGGAAGGUGAUAGCUGGACCCACGCUCUCCCCCUUAUUAAGACUGGUGGUAGUGGUGGGAGAGGCUCAGAUUUUUUGUUUCCUUUCAAUUGGCCAAGCAGAAGGAUGGAUGGGGUUGGAGGGCUGAGAGCACGCAUGUGUUGAACAGAUGGUUUCUUGAAGAUUUUUUUAAAAAAUGAAAUCUGAAAUCUUAUAUGACACAGAGCCUGUCAUUAUGUGUUGUAGACCUUUUGGGGGACUUGAGGUUUACAGCUGCAGAAAUCCUACACCUGUUCUCAUAAAACUUAACUGUCAAAGCACUAUGAAUACUAAUGACCUCAAACUCAGGUUGUCCAAGGCUGGGCAAGAACACCUGCUUCAGUUCUGGAAUGAGCUGGAAGAAGCUCAGCAGGUAGAACUUUAUGAAGAGCUCCAGGCCAUGAACUUCGAGGAGCUGAACUUCUUUUUCCAGAAGGCCAUUGAAGGAUUUAACCAUUCAUCUCACCAAGAAAAAGUAGAUGCACGGAUGGAACCUGUCCCUCGAGAGGUGUUGGGCAGCGCCACCCGGGAUCAAGAUCAGCUCCAGGCCUGGGAAAAUGAAGGACUUUCCCAGAUUUCUCAGAACAAAGUGGCAGUUCUUCUUCUAGCUGGUGGGCAGGGGACAAGACUUGGAGUUGCAUAUCCCAAGGGGAUGUAUGAUGUUGGUUUGCCAUCUCAUAAGACACUUUUCCAAAUUCAAGCAGAACGUAUUUUGAAACUACAGCAGUUAGCUGAAAAACAUUAUGGCAACAAAUGCAUUAUUCCAUGGUACAUAAUGACCAGUGGCAGAACAAUGGAAUCUACGAAGGAGUUCUUCACAAAACACAAGUACUUUGGCUUGAAAAAAGAAAAUGUGAUAUUUUUUCAGCAGGGAAUGCUGCCUGCUAUGAGUUUUGAUGGGAAAAUUAUUUUGGAAGAGAAAAAUAAAGUCUCCAUGGCUCCAGAUGGAAAUGGUGGCCUCUAUCGGGCUCUUGCAGCCCAGAACAUUGUGCAGGAUAUGGAGCAAAGAGGCAUUUGGAGCAUUCAUGUCUAUUGCGUGGACAACAUAUUGGUAAAGGUGGCAGAUCCACGAUUCAUUGGAUUUUGCAUUCAGAAAGGAGCCGACUGUGGGGCAAAGGUGGUAGAGAAAACCAAUCCUACGGAGCCAGUGGGAGUGGUUUGCCGAGUGGAUGGAGUGUACCAGGUGGUGGAAUACAGUGAGAUUUCUCUGGCAACAGCUCAGAAGCGAAGCUCAGACGGAAGACUGCUAUUCAACGCAGGGAACAUUGCCAAUCACUUCUUCACAGUGCCAUUUCUGAGAGACGUGGUCAAUGUGUAUGAGCCUCAGUUGCAGCACCAUGUGGCACAAAAGAAGAUUCCAUAUGUGGAUUCCCAGGGGCAGUUAAUUAAGCCAGACAAACCAAAUGGAAUAAAGAUGGAAAAAUUUGUCUUUGACAUCUUCCAGUUUGCAAAGAAGUUCGUGGUGUAUGAAGUGUUACGGGAGGACGAGUUCUCCCCACUCAAGAAUGCAGACAGUCAGAACGGGAAGGACAACCCCACAACCGCCAGGCACGCCCUGAUGUCCCUUCACCAUUGCUGGGUCCUCAAUGCUGGGGGCCACUUCAUAGAUGAAAAUGGCUCCCGUCUCCCAGCAAUUCCCCGCAGUGCUUCAAAUGGAAGGUCAGAGACCAUCAGAGCUGAUGUCAAUCACAAUUUGAAGGAUGCCAAUGAUGUGCCAAUCCAGUGUGAAAUCUCUCCCCUCAUCUCCUAUGCUGGAGAAGGAAUUGAAAGCUAUGUGGCAGAUAAAGAAUUCCAUGCCCCUUUAAUCAUUGAUGAGAAUGGAGUCCAUGAGCUGGUGAAGAACGGCAUAUGAAGUGUUUACUGAGUUCUACCACUAGAAGGAAUAGCUUUUAUUUUUGAUAGACCAACUGUGAACUGCAAGACUUCUGGAAGAAUGAAGUUUGAACAUUCAUGGGGUUUCAUAAUUACUACAGCCUUACUAAGAUCUAGACAACUGAACUGCAGAUAGCAUUUUUAUGAUUCUCAAUUCAGUGAAAGUCUUAUUUAUAUUUUUAAGUGUAUGAUUUUUUUUUCAAGUCAAGGAAAAUGUUGGCCUUCCAUGAAAUUUCUUACAGGUUAACUCUAGUCAGGCUGUUCAACAUCCCCUUACUUGGAGCUGGAAGCAUUUGUUUGGAGUUGUACAUAGUAAUAAUAUGUCAUUGUACAUGUCAGAAAGUUUCUAUGGUACUAAAUUUUGUUUUAUUUUAUCAAGUAUUAAACUUUUUAAAAGAAAAUAAUUGGACUCCCAAAUAAACUUACCUUAUUGUGUCUGUGUACCUUA
Molecule: messenger RNA, 2644 nt
Organism: Perognathus longimembris pacificus (Pacific pocket mouse)
Lineage: Eukaryota; Metazoa; Chordata; Mammalia; Rodentia; Heteromyidae
Gene: Uap1
Product: UDP-N-acetylglucosamine pyrophosphorylase 1
Exons: 11
Coding region: 482-2176 (564 amino acids)
Biological process (GO): UDP-N-acetylglucosamine biosynthetic process
Molecular function (GO): UDP-N-acetylglucosamine diphosphorylase activity
Source: RefSeq, a predicted model, not a curated record